AGCCAUUUUGGCACGACAGCGAGUGGUUCAGUGCGCCCGCUACCAGUGGUCCGCACCACUGGAACUCGGUUUCCUAUCGAUUUCUGCGCCUGGCUUGCGUGUGUUUGUCUCUUUUCACGUGGUGGGGCUAUGUCAGGAGGGCCGCGCUUGGGUUUGUUAUGAUUUUGGUUGCUCCAACCCUGGCUUGCGGGGUUUUGUGGGUCAGCGAGCGGCAGUUUUGCCCGGUCGCAUUGUUUUGUAGGUAUGGUUGACCAGCCCGAGAUUCCCGGUACAGAUACUCCACUUUCUCAGACCUCGAUUCUGGGAAAAUGUCUGGCCCGUGCGGUACAUUUCCGGCACGUGUAGCCUUCGGGCUAAGUUGGCCUUGUCCCUGAUUGGCAGGGGCUCUGGAACACGCUUUUCCACGAUGUGGUUUGACUGAUGCCCGGACAGAGAUUCGUGUCCAGGACAUGGAAUUGACAGACGCAGUGUGCGCCCCACACUUUCUCGUCCUGGCUGUUUCUCAAAAUGGUUGGUUUCGUCUGUCCCUUUGAAGACGAACCAAAAGGGGGGCACCUUCAGAAUUCAGACACAGCCACUUGGCCCCUGGUGGGAAGAUCUUUCGUGGGGGAGAGGUUGAAUGAAUCGCCGGCUCGAUUCGAUCCUCGGUGCUGGGGGCGCUGAGGACCGUACAGUGAAUUUGUGCCCAUCUUCCCCACUCGAGGUUGCAGAUCUCAAGAUGGCCCUCUCCAACAGCGUCAUUGCCCCCCUGCCGGGCGCUAUGGCGUUGGACGCCGCGAAGGUGGCUUUUGAAUCCUUCGGCGAGGUUUUCAGGGUCAAGCGCUUGGAGAAGUUCAACAACUUCGUGCAGGUGGUUUUCUAUGAUGUGCGUUCGGCCGCUCGCGCGGUGAAGGCGUUUGGCGAAGCCGGCUGCAUCCCGGGGCCCCAAGUUGGUGAUCGCACCGUGAGGCUGGCGGGGAACGAUCAGCUCUCCACCAAGGAUUUCCAGAACAUUUCGGAGGUGCUGAAGAGCAAGGAUGGGUCCUUCUUCUUGGAGUUCUACGACAUUCGCGAUGCCAUGCGCUACAGGUCUCCCAAGGAGCCCACGCUCGAUUUGCCGCCUGGCUUGCCAAAGAUGGAGGAGCCGGGCCCGAGGUCGCCGCCUGGUUUGAGCAAGGCAGCUGGGAAAGCGAAGGCCGUGCAGGCGGACUGGCACGUGGUGAUCCGGAACCUGCCGGCGAAGCUCCUGACGCAGGUGAUGAUGGAAGCUGUCUUUCAACAGGCGGGCCUCGCCCGGCUCCGCGGCUUCAACGUCCAGGGCAACAAGGUGGUCGCCUUCUUUGACACGCAGGAGGACGCUCAAGCCUGCGCGAGCCACUUUGCAGGCUGCCAGUGGGAUAAGUCCGGCACGUGCGUGACCGCGGACAUCAUUUCGCAGGGCCCGAGGCCUGCCACCAGCGCGCAGUCUUCGGGCUCCGGCUUGUCCGCGGAAGCGCCCGCCUUCCAGCCCUACAUGGCCGGCGCCUGGAACUUUGGGCUCCCCAAGGUCCCAGAGGAAAGCGAGACGGUGAUCCGCGAGCCGGGCAAGUUGGCCUUCGGCUCUGAUACCAGCACGGAGGUCGGCGACUCGGAGGACGAUGACAAGCACAGCCCUGCUCGUGUCAAGCAACAUCUUCUGCCGCAGCAAAUCGGUGCGCGCUCUCGUUCUGGCUCCGCGGGCUCUUCUUGAGGCAACACCUAUUUUUCGGAGGAUCCGCCAGACUCUUGGAUGUGCCAGUGCCCUGCACUGCACUAGGGACUGCUCGAUUGGGCGGGCAGACCGUCCCGCAGCGAGCGGCAAUGUAAAUACGAAUUGGCUGUAAGAGGGGCGUGAUUGACGCCCCCAAGCUGUGCCCAGCGAGCCCACGAGCCGAUUUUCUUCAAGCCAUGCUUUGGGACAGUUGGCUUGUGGCCUAUGGUGCCUUAGCUGAGGCACGUUGUCCAUAUCCUUCUUUGAAUGAUUUCAACUGGAUGCGACGCGCGGCUAAGACUGAGUCGCCUGGCCAAUGCAUUUCUAGCAGACCUGGCGUCACUUGGCUGUCUGCUGCUUGCUGCGCAUAUCUUUUGGAGCGUGGAGCGUGGUUCGUGCCGAGAGAGCUUUUUCCAUGACCUG
Messenger RNA from Effrenium voratum, 2131 nucleotides. Lineage: Eukaryota; Dinophyceae; Suessiales; Symbiodiniaceae. The record is from the annotation of a GenBank genome assembly.